UUGGUUAGUUGGUUAGUUGAUCAGUUGGUCAGUUGGAUAGUUGGUUAGUUGAUCAGUUGGUCAGUUGGAUAGUUGGUUAGUUGAUCAGUUGAUCAGUUGAUCAGUUGGUCAGUUGGUCAGUUGGAGCCUUCAGAGUGAGGUCAGAUUUGUUUGGUCUCCAGGAGAAACAUGAAAACAUCGGAGUGAGUGAGACAGAAAUCCAGGAUGAAGAGUGACAAGAUGAAAAGACCCCUGCUGAAGAGUGAUGUGACGGUCCAGGUGGACAGAGAAGGAGUCAGACGGACGGUCAGAGGAUUCCUGAACAAGUCAGGCGCUAACAGGCGCUGUGACCUCUGCAGAUGGAGGAAGGUCAAAGGUCACCUGUUGGAGGGGGGGCUGAGCCUGGUACGGAACCUGGCGCCGUUUGCUUUGGGGCUGCUGUUGGCAACUCUGUACGGACUCAUAGCUCUUUUCCUGCAGAAACAGCCUCUGUGGUUGUGUGUCUACACCACGCUGACUUUGGCCGUCCUGGCAGCCUUCAGUAUGGGACUGUUCGCUAGCGUUCGGGCCAACAUCAUGGUGAUGCUGCCUUCACUGUGCUCGGCUCGGGGCAGAAACGUCAUCCUCUUAGUGUUUGCGUCGGUGCUGCUUUCUGGUCCAAUCACCAAUACCUUAGAAAACACGGAGCGAGCCGCCACCAGUCUGCUGUGUGGCGCCGAGCUGGCAGCCAAUCAAACACAGGAACUAAUGGAGAGGGCAAAUACGCCCCUUUUCGCCGCGUUGGACAGAAUCAGAGCGAUCGGCAGUAACGCUCACGCUGUAGCUGGACGAGUUAAGAAAUUCAUCUACGCUCUGACUAGCAGCUUCCGCCAUAUUGCUCGCAUUCUGAGAAACGUCCUCCACUUCCUGGUGGACAUCGGGGACUUGUGUAACGACACACUAGGCUCUCCGUACAGGAAGUGCCGGGCGCUGUUCGCCGACGCCCGACACGACUGCAACAACCUGCUGGGAGAGUUCAGAUUCAUUUGUGAAAUCGUGGACGCCUUCCUGCCGCUCUGCAACCUCGCCCGCGCCACCGAGCUCUUCUGCAUCAUCCCCUCCUACAUCGCCAGCCAGCUGAGGAAACGUCUGGCAGCUCCCACUAUUGCAGCGUUUGAGCGACUGAGGCGGGAGUUUGACUUCAACAUCUCGGCCUCGGUGACCUAUGACCUGGACACCAACAGCAGCCGCUCUCUGCAUCAGGUGUCUCAGGACAUCUUGGCGGAAAUUUCAUCAGACCUACAGGUGUUUCAGAAGCUGAUUGAACCACUGAUAUACGGCAGCCUCCUCCUGCUCGUCUGGUCCUACCUGAGGGCGGUGUGGUACAAACGCCGGUAUCUCCGUGAGCUCGACUUUGAUAACGUCUACAUCAGCGCUCAGUUCAAAAAGCUCGACGAACAGGUGACCUCCCAGGGCGGAGCCUCAGUCCUGCCAAUCACACGCAAAGAGGCCAAGACCUACAUCACACCACUGUCGUUUCACCUGACGUCCAGGGAGCGACGGGCGGUCUUGGUGGGCGUGGUCUCGGUCUUCAGACACCUGGUGAUGGGCGGUGUGCUGGUGGCGCUGGACUUCCUGGUAUUCUGGAUGCUGGAUCAGGUGCAGCAACAGGUGAAGGUUGACAUCGUGGCCAGAGCCCCAGUCACGGUGGCGGUGCGGGUGAACGGAUCGGGCUGGGCCUCGGACAUCUUCAGAGACGUCGUGGCUUCGUUUGACAUCCUGCAACGAGGAAAAAUCACUGUGAUCAGCAGGAAGUGUCUGCCGGAGCCAUCGGAGCCGGACUACUUCACAUGUUUCAUCCUGGGGUUCCUGUUGGGUCUGGCUCUGCUGGUCUCUCUGACCGGAGGAUUCAUGCAGCGCUGCAGACGACUUGCCUGUUCUUCAUAUCAUCCAGAGAGAGAGCUGGAGAGGAUCCGGUUCCUCCGGCAGCAGAUCCUGGAUCAGAGGAGGGCGGUGGGGAAAGCCCUGAAGAGGUCUGCAGCCAGAAGCCGGGCUGACGGAGGAGGAUGUGGAGGAGGAGGAGGAGGAGAGAGUCGCCUCCAGACUCUUCUGCUGCGGUUACCUGGAGGGGCUCACCUGUCUCACCUGCUGGGCCUCGCAUCGGUUACCUGUCUGUCCUGCGGCGAUGUGGUGAGACAGGACAACAUGGCGGCCUGUAAGGUCUCUCAGUGUCCAGGCGUGUACUGUCUGCCGUGUUUCCACAGUUUGGGAAACACGUGUGGCGUCUGCGCGCGACCUCUGACCUCCCAGGAAGACCGCGAGGAAGACAACGAGGAGGAGCUUGACUCCAGUGAUGACGAGCAGCUGAACAUCUCCAACAGGACACAGAUGAGGAGGACGAACUCCACGGCAACGCGCCGAAGAUCGACGGGUCGCUCGAACAGUCAAGUGACGACGGUAGAGGAUGGAGGAGAGAGUGAGAGCAGCUCUAACACCAAUGCUGACUCUGACUCUGAGUUCAGUGAAGCAGACAUGUCGUACCAGGACCGAUCCAGGUCAGACGAUAGCGACGACUCCACCACCUCUUCGACAACCAUCGAAGAGGUGGACCAGACUCUCCACACCGUCAUCGUUCACAGACCGGACGGUCCCAAAAACCUUCAGGAUCCUCCGGACCCAGUCCCGAGUCCCCAAGAUCCUGAUCCAGAAUUGUCUGUUGGUUUCAGCAGAUUAUUCACUUUGUAAUUAAAGUUAUUAAAGCAUGAAAUGAAAAUA
Messenger RNA from Sebastes umbrosus (honeycomb rockfish), 2733 nucleotides. RefSeq names its product DC-STAMP domain containing 2 (gene dcst2). Bases 205 to 2703 code for a protein of 832 amino acids. The transcript is spliced from 16 exons. The record is from RefSeq and is a predicted model, not a curated record. NCBI's taxonomy places the organism in Eukaryota, Metazoa, Chordata, Actinopteri, Perciformes, Sebastidae. Gene Ontology annotation, cellular component: membrane.